GCACCAUUUCAUUUGGCUCUCGAGUGUUAAGCAAAGCGGCCGUUGCUCAAAACUCUAAACGGAUUCAAACAACAUUUUUCAUUUUGUCAUCAUCGCCAUGAAGAGUUCUCUAAAAAUGUGCCUGGGUCUGGUCGUGCUCUUGAUUUGCCUGCUCUCUGGCAAUGCAUCGCUGGAAAGGGAAAACAAUGAUGUGAAUAGCUUGUCAAAUCACAAACUCAGCGGAGUUAUACAAUGGAAGUACGAGAAGCGACCCUUUUGCAAUGCAUUCACAGGUUGUGGACGCAAGCGUACUUCGUAUCCAUCGUAUCCGCCCUUUUCGCUAAUUAAACGCACUGAGAUUGACGAUAAGCCCUAUAACAAUGAGUAUAUGUCGGAGGGACUGAGCGAUCUGAUCGAUAUCAAUGCCGAACCAGCUGUUGAGAAUGUGCAAAAGCAAAUUAUGUCACAGGCGAAGAUCUUUGAGGCCAUCAAGGAGGCCAGCAAGGAGAUUUUCAGGCAGAAGAAUAAACAGAAAAUGAUGGAGAACAACCAACGUCUGCAAAUGCAGGAGGAGCGUGAGAAUAUGUAAAUGACAACGAACUGAGGACCCCCCCCGCUCCACGAGACACCAUAAUUUGAUAGUUAUCACAACGGUUUUGUUAUUGUAUAUAAUACAUAUACAUAUGUAUGUACUUAUAUAUCUAUAUAUUUGAUCCUGUAUUCUGAGAGAGAUUCUACAUUGAAAGCAUCCAAUAAAAAUUGUUGACUCG
This is a messenger RNA of Drosophila obscura, 749 nucleotides long. RefSeq names its product cardioactive peptide (gene CCAP). Lineage: Eukaryota; Metazoa; Arthropoda; Insecta; Diptera; Drosophilidae. The transcript has 3 exons. Bases 98 to 568 code for a protein of 156 amino acids. The record is from RefSeq and is a predicted model, not a curated record.